UUGAACGUUAGGAGUGACCUGCUUGCUUGUCCUUCAUUGCUGGGUCUUCGCAUCCUCCGUCCCAUUACUUCUCAUCUGAUUAGAGUUUCAAAGAGAGUAAAAUCAGCCUGGAUCAGCAAAAGCCCGUCUUCAAGUGCAUAACUUCGCAUAGCAUCUGAAUAUCUUCGAUUGAAUAAAGGAUAGAGAGGAUGGAAAGUGAAGGGCGAAAUGGCAAGAAAUUGAUCCUGGUCCCAGGACCAUUCCAGGGCCACCUCACUCCCAUGCUUCAGCUGGCGACAAUCCUCAAGUCCAAGGGCUUCUCCAUCACAAUUGCUCACACACAUUUCAACAGUCCAGAUUCUUCUGCUCACCCUGAUUUCACCUUCUUAUGCAUACCUGACGGCUUGUCUGAAGAAGAGGUUCGAAACCCCGAUCUGAUGGGCCUUGUGCUGAGGCUUAAUGUCAAUUGUGAGUCCAGCUUUAGGGAGUGCCUAACUCGGGGCACAAACUCUAUGGAGCCAGUUGACAAGAUUUGCUGCAUCAUCUACGAUGCACUCAUGUACUUCUCGGAAGCUGUUGCCCGUGAUUUGAAGAUUCCUAGCAUCGCUUUACACACGAGCAGUGCUGCUACCACCAUAGUCCGCCCGAUUCUUCUCCAGUUGAAGGCACAAGGACACAUUCCGAUCCCAGAUUCCAUGUUGCAGGCUCUGGUGCCUCUGCAUCAGCCCCUGAGGUUCAAAGACCUACCACUCUCCAAUUUUGGAAGUUUGGACUAUUUCUUGGAGUUGUUAGUCUUGGCGAGUAAUAUCAGAUCGUCUUCGGCCAUUAUAUUCAACACGAUUCACUGCCUUGAAGAGUCACCUCUGGCGCAGCUUCACCAACAGUACCAGGUUCCGAUUUUUCCAAUAGGUCCUCUGCACAAACUCGCUCCUACUUCAGCUGUUAGCUUACUGCAAGAGGAUACUGGUUGCAUUCCAUGGCUUGACAAGCAAACUCAUAAUUCAGUCAUUUAUGUGAGUUUAGGAAGUAUAGCACAUCUGGACCAAGACCAAUUGUCAGAAAUGGCUUGGGGUCUGGCAAAUAGCAAGCAGCCUUUCUUGUGGGUUAUUAGGCCUGGCUCAAUACCAGGUUCGGAAUGGAUCGAGUCAAUGGAUGAAGAAUUCAAAGAAUGUGUUAAGGACAGGGCUUGCAUUGUGAAAUGGGCACCUCAAAAAAAAGUACUGGCUCAUGACUCGGUGGGAGGGUUUUGGAGCCACUGUGGAUGGAACUCCACCUUGGAGAGUAUAGGUGAAGGCGUUCCGAUCAUAUGUCAACCAUGCUUCGGUGACCAAAAUGUGAAUGCGAGGUACUUGACUCAUGAAUGGAAGGUUGGAUUAGAACUGGAGGGGGAGAUAGAGAGAGGGACAGUAGAAAGAGCUGUUAGAACAUUGAUGAAGAAAAAGGAAGGUGAAGAGAUGAGGCAGAGGGUCUUGGAUUUGAAGCACAAGUGCGAUGUUAGUAUAGUUGAUGGUGGAUCUUCUUGCCAUUAUCUGAGCAAGCUAGUCGAGUUGUUGAGAUCGUUCUAGCAGCACAGAGUUGUUUGCUACUAAAGUACCGCGCGGAAUGAAGCUUGUGUAGUGCAGAAAGUGCAAAGAUUUGGUCUUCAGGCAUUGAAGAACAGAACGGAACAGAACAGAUGAUGCUUUGAUGGACUGACAGAAAUUUGCUGACUUGUCAUAUGCAAAUUUAAGUUGAUCCAAUCUCCUUUUUUUCUCUCAAACCAGUGGACCAGAUCUGAAUGGGUCGAAUUCACUUCUCCUUUCAAGUUUGAGUAAACUUAACAUGGUUAUUCAUUAUGUCACAAUUUUGAAACCUAAACACGACAAGCUUAUAAAAUGAUAGGACACAUUUGACUUGUUUAA
Eucalyptus grandis is the source of this 1880-nucleotide messenger RNA. Its product is annotated as UDP-glycosyltransferase 76E2. The record is from RefSeq and is a predicted model, not a curated record. The transcript has 2 exons. The coding region runs from base 189 to 1544 and encodes 451 amino acids. Gene Ontology annotation, molecular function: UDP-glycosyltransferase activity. NCBI's taxonomy places the organism in Eukaryota, Viridiplantae, Streptophyta, Magnoliopsida, Myrtales, Myrtaceae.